This is a messenger RNA of Aspergillus melleus, 2067 nucleotides long. RefSeq names its product putative serine-rich protein. The record is from RefSeq and is a predicted model, not a curated record. The transcript has 3 exons. Lineage: Eukaryota; Fungi; Ascomycota; Eurotiomycetes; Eurotiales; Aspergillaceae. Bases 1 to 2067 code for a protein of 688 amino acids.
AUGCGCUCAUUCGAACCUUCAGCCAGCUCGUCUCCCGGGCGGAGGGCUCUUCAUGAGCGAACGCCUUCUCAGACGAAUGAGACGUCACCACCCGAGUCUCUGCGCGUUGUUUCUGGCCCAAAUACAUCGGACGAAGACGAUAUCUAUACCGCCACACCGUAUCCGACCAAACCGGAGCACAUUCUAUUGCCACGACCAGGGAAGGGACAUGAAUUCAUUCCGGAUUCUAGAUUCCAUCUUGACGAGGCACCCCACGAAUCUACCGGCACCCUGUCCACAGAUAUUAGCCAUGUUGGUGACAGCAGUCUGAUUGAUCAAUCUAUCGGUGAUCCAUGGGACUUGUCGUCAACCUUUGACGCCGCGAACACCCCGUCACAGGUAUGGGAAGAUGAUCCCAGCUCUAGUAAAUCGUCUUUCCCGGAGCCGAAUCUUCCGGAACAGCACAAAUCGAUCGAUCGCCGAUUCGAUGAGGGAUCCGUCGCCGCGUACUCAGACGAGGAGCCGAUCACGAUACCUGCCGCAGUCCCGACCAUUAAAACUGUUGCUUCCGAUCUCUCGUCCCGACAGACAUCCCAACCAGAAAAUGCAACUUCGAGUAACUCCAGUCCGAACGUUGUUCCCAUCGGACCGCCGUCCAGCCCCAACUUCGUUGCGCUUGAUAGCUCGAGUCUAAACUUCGUUCCUCUCGGUGCUUCCUCGAAUCCCGACUCUGGCUCGCGCUCCAACUCGCUAUCUUCACUCAACUCGUUGGGAACCGUGAUUCGAUAUGCGGGGGCCGCCCCGUGGGCGCACUCUUCUUCGGAGCAGUCAAGCUCGCGAUCUCAUUCCUUCCGAUCCAACCCGGCUCAUCCGUAUGUGCCGUCCGUGCGUUCAUCCUCAGCCCGACUUCGCGAGAGAAGUCAUUCUCGAUCCGCUACUUCGUCUCGAAGUGACCCGCCCUCCGAAAUCCAAGGGAUUGUGGACAGUGGGGUCUUUGUCCAGUAUCCCACCAUUCGCGAGCCCUCGUCUUCAAGCUCGAGGGUCGAUGUGACCAACAUUUCCGACUUGUCAGAUCAGAACCAGCAAGAACCUACUACGGCAGAUCAUUCAUCAGGCCACUUCAAAUCCCACCUCUCAACCGUUACGUCCCGGUGGUCCGCUGAGUAUGACUCGAGGUCGCCUACACCAGCCGACGAACUGGAAGUUGCACAGGAGCCAUCCAGACCUUCAGCAGCCGUUGUACGCCAAAAACCCACGUCAUCUUCGCUAUGGCUCGUAAACGAUGUGGACAAUGACGAACAUAUGGACAACGUCACCAACCUUCCGGCCCGCGCCAAGCACUCACGAUUCCACCCCAGUCUUUCCUCGGAAUCAAGGCAAAGUAGCUUUCGGAGCACUACGCGACCGCCUACGUCUUUCAAUCUCCUCCCCACAUGGGCCCGGAUGUACUAUGGUCAUGAUGGCGGCCAGAACGUCAACUCCUCUCUGUCCCUAGCGGACGGCGCUCGUCCAUCCUCUGCACGAUCUAAGCUUACCACGUUUGAGCGAAUGUCUGCCGCUGUCAAUCGGCAAAGAACUCGCACCAACGAGACUCGCCAAAGCGUACAGUGGGGACCAGACCCGCGUGAUCCUAGGAGUCACUGGCUCCGGAACCCAGAGGAUGAGCGGCCCGGGAGCUCUCGGCAGCAAUUACGGCAUAGCUGGUCUCCUCACCUGUUUCCUGAUCGACGCGCAGUUCGUCAACGAGGUAGUGCCUGGGGCGCUCCCUCUCUGGAUUCCAGGACAGAACCGCUAUUUGGGCGAAGGAACAUUCAAGUUUGGUCCUUCUGUGUGGGAUUCGUUUUCCCGUUUGCUUGGCUUAUCGCAGCUUUUCUCCCUUUGCCGCCCAAACCGGAGAUGGUAGAGGAUGAACAAGGUGAACCGGAGCUCGAAGUAGCCCUUCGGAUGCGACUUCUUGACAUUGAGCGCAGACGACAUGAAAAUGCGCGAUGGUGGAGGAACCUAAACCGAUGGAUGAAUCCCGUGGGCCUGGUGAUCAUCAUCGUCAUCGUUGUACUGGCUGUUGUCGGCACAAAAGUGGGCUUUUGA